Molecule: messenger RNA, 1835 nt
Organism: Phalaenopsis equestris
Lineage: Eukaryota; Viridiplantae; Streptophyta; Magnoliopsida; Asparagales; Orchidaceae
Product: transcription factor bHLH143-like
Exons: 2
Coding region: 127-999 (290 amino acids)
Molecular function (GO): protein dimerization activity
Source: RefSeq, a predicted model, not a curated record
AGAUUUGUUUCCGUCCUUUUGCUUUCUUAGAAUAAAGCUGGAAUUUUGCACGCUCUGAGAAAGAGCCCGUGAUAGAAGAACUCUCCGCUUUUCUUUUGGAGAUUUAACCUUCUUUUACUGCACUAGAUGUGGGAGUUUAGUAACUUGAACUCGGGUAGUACUUUCUGGCCUCCUGAUUCUGGGCAGCCACAGAACUCAAUUGCUUGUCCAACCACUGGUAUCUCUCAUGGCCCUUCUGUCCGCGGCAUUCCAUUUCCCGGUUUUAGAUUGCAGGGGAGUGUCCUUCAGUUUAACUCUACGAAUUGGUCGCCAAUGAACACACUGGCACCAAAUCCUACAAUUAACUUUUCCGAACCAGAAGCAACUAAGAGGAAGAGGUUCCUUGUUUUUGAUUACUCUGGGGACCAAACAAGCUUGGUUUUUAGUUCGGUGGCAUGUCCAUUCGAGGGUCUUAAUCCAACUCUACCUUUGGGCAGUGUGGCUAACACCAAUGCCUCCAAUAGCCAUAUCAGUGAAGAAAAUAAGGUGCAUGAAGAUACAGAAGAAAUUGAUGCCCUACUUUACUCCGACUCGGAACAUAUUUAUGAUGAUGAAGAGAGUAGCACAGGACAUUCUCCAUUGGACAUGGAGAAGGAAGAUAUUGCCAGUUCCUAUCUCCCAGCCAAGCGCCGUAGAGUUGAUUCUACUGAGAUAGACACAUUGCUCAUGGACACUGCAAGCUCUGCAGUAGCUCUGUCUCCUCAUUUCAUACUUGAAGAUGGCAGUAAUGAUUUAGGCUUUAAUGGUUGCAUUGGCGACGGGAAAGACAAAACUGGACAAGGAAGCAGGAGCAGGUGCAACAAGAGGGACAGUAUUCACGCUACAGUUAGCAUGCUGAGGAGAAUUAUCCCCGGAGGUAAGGGAAAGGACACCGUCUCUGUGCUUGAUGAGGCGAUUCAAUAUCUGAAGUCACUCCAGCUGCAAGCGAAGGCAGCAGGUGCCAAUUCCUUCACUCUCUAAAUCUUCUGAUGAUCACAAUCUUCCUGUGGAUAGUAAUAGUAGUGUUUGCAGAUUAAGUACUAGUUUGUGAUGGUAAUGUCAGUAAUAACAUUAGUGCUAUAUGCUAGAUAGAGCACAAUUACUCUCAGGAGUGAAGGGAAUGCGAAUUUCUCCAUUCUACAAUUUUAUGCUUCUCGUUAAGUCAUCUUCUAGUAGUAGUAUUUGCAGAUUGAAGUUAUAGUAUCUGAUGGUCAUGGCAGAUGAAGAAGCAUUAAUCAAUGUUUGUAGUCGCUCAAGCGGUGAGCAAAGAUGGGCAUUGCUUUCUUCUCUCCAAAGCUUCUCAUGAACUCCACCUUCUCUAUUUAGUUAUAGCACCUGCAGCAGUAGUAUUGGCUGAUUAUGGUACAAAUACUGUGGUAGAUGAGCGGUUAUCAUUAACUUCAUCUUCCUUUGUAUAGUUUGCAGCUGCAGCAUUAGUAUUUGCAGAGCCAUGAAAACAAUGGAGACUCAAUGAUUGAUUAAUGGUGUAAUAAAAGCUUAAAGCUUCAAAGGGUAUUUAUUUGGCUUUGCAUCUUUUGACCAGAAUUAGAGUCUGCUGAUCUUCUGGUUGGGGGGGCGGUUCUUUUGCUUUAUAAGCGUGUUUAGGGGGGGAAGUCUUUCUCUUAUCUUAUAUGAUGUGGGUGUCGCUAUUAGUAUUGCUGGCGGACGUGUUAUUGCUUUCAUGAUGUUUGUUGCAUGCUUUAUGAGAAUGCUUUAUGUCGUUUUAUGUAUAUUUAUGACUCUUUUUAAGUUUGUGUGUUGCUGAAGUGCGAGUGAUUUAGUGUGUGAUUACCUCUAAAUGAUGUGUUUAGGUUUAA